This is a messenger RNA of Dermochelys coriacea (leatherback sea turtle), 504 nucleotides long. RefSeq names its product histone H4-like. The transcript has 3 exons. NCBI's taxonomy places the organism in Eukaryota, Metazoa, Chordata, Testudines, Dermochelyidae. Gene Ontology annotation, molecular function: structural constituent of chromatin; protein heterodimerization activity; DNA binding. The coding region runs from base 1 to 504 and encodes 167 amino acids. The record is from RefSeq and is a predicted model, not a curated record. Gene Ontology annotation, biological process: nucleosome assembly.
AUGUCUGGUCGCAGAAAAGGUAGUAACAGUUUGGGAAAGGGGGAUGCUAAGCGCCAUCGCAAGGUGCUCCAUGAUAACACUCAAGGUAUCAUGAAGCCAGCUAUUCGUCAUUUGGCAUGCCAUGGUGGUGUAAACCGUAUUUCCGGAUUGAUCUAUGAAGAAACCCGAGGAGUGCUGAAAGUAUUUUUAGAGAACAUCAUCCGUGAUGCUGUUACUUACACUGAACAUGCCAAGCAAAAGACUGUGAUUGCCAUGGACUUGGUCUAUGCUCUAAAAUGCCAGGGAAAUUCUCUGCAGAUUCGGGGGCUAAAUUUGCUUUCUGGAAAUAUGAGGUCCAUGUCCCUUAGCAUCUUCACGUCUUGCUCUCCAAUGGUAUCAGGCCUGAUGGAUUUAACCAGAACCCCUGAAAUCGUUGGGAUAUGGCAAAUCAGUGAUUAUUCCUGUCUUCGUGCAUAUCGUGCAUCCCAGCUGAUUAGCAGCCUUAAAAAGGCUCUUCCACAUUAA